Messenger RNA from Exophiala viscosa, 1071 nucleotides. RefSeq lists its product as uncharacterized. The record is from RefSeq and is a predicted model, not a curated record. NCBI's taxonomy places the organism in Eukaryota, Fungi, Ascomycota, Eurotiomycetes, Chaetothyriales, Herpotrichiellaceae. Bases 1 to 1071 code for a protein of 356 amino acids. The transcript has a single exon.
AUGGCAAAUCCAGAUCUUAUUGUCCUCGAUCACAAUUUCACCCUCUGCCACAGUGCCCUCAUGACAGAUGUUUCACCCGGUGAUCUCACCAUUAUCCUAACGACCUCUCCGACGCCCUCGAUCCCAUCUACCGAGCUGAUUUGUGGUGUCCUGGAAUCACUCCCACCAUUGCUCGCCCUCGUUCCACUGAUCAUCACAUUCGACAGCUUCACAAUAUGUCAGAACGAAAACUAUGUCGACGGUCGACUGAAACGAGGCCAAGUCCCCGCUCGGAUGGCAGAAGCUUAUCCUGACUAUAUCGACAAAGUCAAGCGACUCUUUGCGCAAGAUGAACUCCAGCCAGCCACGGACGUGAGAACGGACGCCCUGGUCUUCAAGUCUCACCAAUCCAGAGACGUGACAAUCAUCCAGCAUCAGCGGCAUCAGGGGUUCGCCUUGAGUGUCAAGACUGCCAUCCGUUAUUGCAGCACACCGUAUGUGAUGGUCCUGCAACACGAUUGGGUCUUUGAGAUCUCGCCUCCUAUUACACAACUGCUACAAAUCCUUCGUGACGAACAGGAGGUCAACUAUAUUACCUUUGUGACAAGGUACUCCAAGCGAUACGAGCACAGAAUGAGCAAGUCCAACCCUCGUUCGCGUGCGGUGCUCGAUACAACCAAAGGCCUGCGUCGUGGACGGGAGCUUGACUCCGAUCUCGUUGCCUGCCUUCACUUCUUUGAUCGGCCCCAUCUUGCCGUGGUCCAAAUGUAUCGAGAUUUGUUCGACAAUUAUCCAGGGCUUCGGGCAGGUGACUUCCUUGAGGACUCGAUUGGGACAAAAUUUUCAAACUCCAUAAGGAACGCAUGCACAAACGAGGAAGCCAUAGCGGCGUGGAACACAAUCAGAACCUGGAUGUACGCUCCGAAUAGGGGUGAAUCCCGAGGACUUCGACAUACUUCAGGACGGACCACGUUGACGGGAACGGAGCAAAAGGCACGAAUUGCGGCAUACAUCCAAGAGAAUCAGCAAGCCAAACUCGAAGGCCGUGAGCCACGAUACCGCCAUCUAGUCGACGGCAUGAUCGACCGCUGA